UGUUAUGUCAGGUUUGACAACUAAACCAACAGUACGUGAAGACAAUCGAUGUCAUUCUGUCUUUACAAAUUCGCUCAUUAGAUUUGAAGACUAUCGUAUUCAUGCGUUUUGUGUCCUUUUUCAUUUAUAACUGAGGAUCAGCAGCGUGCUAUUUUGUGAUCGAAAAGAUAGCUGUCCAAGGUCAAGGAUACAGAUGUGAUGAUCACAUAGUUACAUGCAGUAGUCUCCACAGCUCACACAGGUCACCAUGGUGAAAGCUGACAAGAAGAAACAAGCACCUGCGGAUAAGCAAGAUGGAGAGAAGCAGAAAUCAAUAUCGUCAUUCUUUGAGAAGAACCCAGUUCCUGGAGGUGGCCAGAGAAAGCUGUUUUCUACUGUGGGGUCGAAACUGUCUACACGGAAACCCUCCACUUCAGCCCCGCAAGGGACAGUGACGUUCCCCGUCACCCAGCAGAAGCCAUCAUUCCCAUCCCAACAGCAGCCAGGAGCCACGUUUACCCGAGUCAAAGAAGACAAUGGCAGAAAGUGUGCAAUGGAACCAACAAGUAUACCCGAAACUCAGUUCCAGUCACCUGACAAAUCAUGUGACUCUAUUGUCAUGGUUACUGAGAGUCCUGACAUCAUAAUACCAGACACACCCGAGGGGGAUAAGAUGAGGAAGAUGAAGAAAAAGAUCUUCAUCAGCCGAAGCUUCCUCAGUGUCAACAGCAACCCCAUCACAAGAGCUCCGCCGCCGAAAGUGGUGAAGAAACGUAAAUCAAACUUAACUGGGAUGGUUUCCGUGUCUUUCAACAGUCCAGGUAGCAUCUCAGGUGAUGGGGCACUAGAGAGAGGGCUAUUGAGGGAGGACGCCAGUUUGGAUAUCCCAGCAGACGUCAGCCCCGAGGCCCAGACACCAACUAAAACGUAUGAAAGUGAUCGUGUUAAACGGUUAGCUAAAUCUGGCACUUCCCCUUCAUCAAAACGGACUUUGUAUGCAGAUUCUGAUGUCAUACCUUAUAAAGAAAAUUUUGUGAAUAACUCACCGGAAAUGAAAGUUGCUCAGAUGUCAGACAGCAAGGUUAAGAGUAAGACGUCUGAGUCUGUUCCAGAGAGGAAGACAAGGGUGGAGAGGAUCCUGUCCCACAUGAGUGCCGGUCAGGCUGUGGGUAGUGUGAGUCACAAGCUGACCAACUACCAGCUGGGUGCCGCCCCCUCCUCCAAGGCUGGCACCUCGGAUGUCAUGGAUGAUGAUGAGCUGCUAGGGGAGAUUCUGGGAGAACUUGGAGCAAAGUCAGAGACUCGGGCAGGUGUUGUCACGGAGAAAUGUGUUCCUGUUGCUAAAAUGUCGAGAACUAAACAAGAGAAGGUGAUGCAAAAACAUGUCGACGUUGCUGCAAUAACUGAAGAAGAAUUGGAGCUGUUCCGUACUCUUGACAGCUCUUUUGAAGGUGACAAAGGGGAGUUAACUCCCAAGUCUGAAUCUCCAAGUAUUAUCAUGCCAAGGAGAAAGAAGAAAGACAACAUGGAAGAUGUUAGCAAAGCACCUGUGAGGAAUAUUUUCCACUCUCAUCUCACCAAGGUUACCCACAGCAAUGGUGGUUCAUCACAGGGGUCAGAUGUCAAAGAGUCAUCAGAAGAGUCAGAGGUCAUGGAAGUUGGGACUCCAUCACCGACCUCAAGUCAAGAUCUGUGUGAAGAGCUGUCACAUCUGACACCAUUCAAAGAUGUCAAUCAGCAACAGGGGUUAGCAGAUCCUGGCUGUGCUGCAGACAGGUUUAACCGCUACAGGGUGUCGGCUGUCACUCACGGAAGGGAGGAGGUCGUGCUAAAUCUGGCGAGUACAUUCAACAUCACUAAAUGUAUAGGAUGGACAGUCAUGUGUCUGAGGGUGACAUUGUGCGUCUUUGCCGACUGCACUGAUGGUGUGUACUAUGUCACUGACCAAGCUGGGCUCAUCGUCGUGUGUCCCGACCUACUGCUGUCGGGGACGUCCGUCGUCUCGGGAGUCUUCUGCAUGAGGAGGGAAGGAAGUGAUGACAAGAGUAUUCACAUGUUGUUUGGGAGCAUCAUCCACUGCUUGUUUCCAGCAGAAAUAAUCAGCUCUAAUGCUUCUCAGACCCUGGCAGCAAACAGCUCAGAUGUGAAGGUGGUGAAGGUCCACGACAUUGAAGAGAACAUCUGGUCACCUCGAUUUGGUGUAAAGGGAAAGAUCGAUAUGACUGUACAAGUUGAGUUCCCCAAAGCAGCGAGGCAGAAGAAGAAAGUUCUUCCCCUGGAACUGAAGACAGGGCGAUCCACCUUCUCCAUAGAACACAAGGGGCAGGUGACAUUGUACUCUAUGAUGAUGUCUGACCGUCGUGAGGAUCCUGAAGAGGGAUUGUUGCUGUACCUGAAGGAGCCUGUCAUGACUAAAGUGGCUGUCAAGGGAGAUAACAAGAGAGCUAUACGCAUGUGUGUGGAGCGUAUCAAAGCUUACCUGAAGACUAGAGGGUCUGAUACAGCUAGCAUGCGUAACGAGUUAGUCAGAAAUUAUUAUGUGAAACAACAAAUAACAAAGUCAGUAGAGAAUGGCCACGUGACGUACCAGUACGGACAUCUGCCGAAGCCCAUCAACAACUACAGGUCCUGCAGCAAAUGUCCACAACUGCUGAACUGUGCAGUGUACCAGCGACAUGUUGAGGGUGUGAACCGUGGCAGCGGACAUGCGAUGGAGAAGUUGGUGCCGGAGACUCUGGGGCACCUUCAGCAGCAUCACGUUGACUACUACCUGCACUGGUGUGUGUGUCUGGAGCUGGAGAGUCGUGUUGCCAGGGGCAGCAACAUCACCGACAUCUGGUGCAGCAGCAGUCACGACAGGGAGAAGAAAGGGGACUGCUUGUCAGGAAUGAAGAUAAAACACACCAAGAUGGCCAAUGUUAUGGAAAGUCAGCGGUUUGCCGAGGGAGAGAGCUGUAUUGUUACGUUCAAAAGACACCCCAGUCAUCUCAGAUGGCCGUCUGCUUAUCCUCUCAUCCGCUUCAUCUACAGCAUCAGUGAGGCUGAAGUGGACAUUGUUGUAGACAGGGGUAUCUUUCACGAGGACCCAACGCUGCGGAAUCUCACCUACCGCCUUGACCGAUGUGACAACUUCAACACCCUCGGCUACCUCUUCACCAACCUCUCCCGCCUGCUCACCAACCAACAUUCCAGGGAGAGGCUAAGAGAGCUCAUUAUAGACAGGAAGAAGCCGGAGUUUCAGCUGACAAUGUCCAAGGGCACCAUCGAGAAAGUGAAGCACAUCUUCAAGUCCCUGAACAAGCCACAGAAAGCUGUAAUCCUCAAGAUACUGAUGUGCAAGGACUAUGUGCUGAUCAAGGGCUACCCUGGAACAGGUAAGACGUCCACCAUCGUGGCCCUCGUCCGCAUCCUCAACUGCCUCGGUCUCUCCGUCCUCCUGACCAGCUACACCCACUCCGCUGUCGACAACAUCCUGCUCAAACUCAACAAGCUGAAUGUAAACUUCCUACGGUUGGGUCGUCUCGGCAGGAUCCAUCCUGAUCUCCAUGACAACGCCGCUGAGGUCCUCACGUCCAAGAUAACCUCCGUCCAUGAGCUGCGAACCUUCUAUGAAUCACAGAACAUAGUUGCCACAAGCUGCCUGGGUGUGAACCACCCGAUCUUCUCACAGCGCAGGUUUGACGUGUGUAUUGUAGACUAGGCGUCGCAGGUGCUGCAGCCAGCUUGUCUCGGGCCGUUGUUUGCCGCAGACCGGUUUGUGCUGGUCGGGGAUCCCAAACAGCUGCCGCCAGUCGUACAGAGCAGGGAGGCACGGGAACUAGGUAUGGGGGAGAGUCUGUUUGCUCGUCUUGACGACGCUGGUGCAACCUUCGACCUGAACCUUCAGUACCGUAUGAACAAGACCAUCAUGCACCUGAGCAACGAGCUGAUGUACGGGGGACUCCUGCAGUGUGGGAGCAGCGAAGUGGCCGAGACCUGCCUGGCGCUACCUGAACCCACAGUCCACACCAGACCUUGGCUCAGUCAGGUCCUGGCGUCCGAUCUUCAGCAGGCGGCCAUCUUCCUGGACACCAACAAGGUGCCAGCCCCUGAGUCAUCGGACGGUAAGGGAAUGUUGAAGAACACAGUGGAAGCCGAGCUGGUCCUCAUUAUCGUGGCAUCACUGGUCAAGUGUGGUUUGUCCAUGGAUGACAUUGGGGUCAUUGCACCGUACCGCCACCAGGUGAAACUCCUGCAGCAGCUGCUUCACCAGCGCCACCUAGUGGCUGUAGAGGCCAACACUGUCGACCAGUACCAGGGCCGAGACAAGAGCAUCAUCAUCAUGUCCUUCGUCCGCAGCAGCCGCUCGCAGAACAAUAAGCUGGGAGAGUUGCUGCAAGACAUCCGGCGUCUGAACGUGGCCGUGACCCGAGCUAAACACAAGCUGAUCCUCGUCGGGGACGUCGGGACUCUACGUCAGUUUGACCCUCUCCUCAAGGUCAUCCAGACCAUGGAACACGACAACCAAAUCCUUGCCUUGCCCCCUGAUGCCCACAGGUGACGUGCGGAGCAGCUACAGUGCUACGUCGGCCAAGUGAAGUGAAACGACAGUGCUUUGUGAUCCUGUUUUGAUAGCGAGUGUCUGCCGAGUGGAGUGAAACUAGUGCUGCAUGAUCGGCUUUGGGACAUUGAACGUCAGCUGAGUGCCCAGGUGGUGCUGUAAUAGUGACAGUGUUGUUGCCAUAGUGAUGACGAGUGGUACCGUCAUCACUGUGGCCCUAUGAUAUUAACUUCUACUUGUCUUCUAUGUGUACCAAGAAGUGCUACUGACAGACAUAUUUACAAUAAAUAGGAUGGCAUUUGGAAUUCAGUUUUUAAAUAUAUUUAUUUACUGAAUUUUAAUAAAUUUUUAAAUUGU
This is a messenger RNA of Haliotis rubra (blacklip abalone), 4876 nucleotides long. Its product is annotated as DNA replication ATP-dependent helicase/nuclease DNA2-like. Gene Ontology annotation, biological process: replication fork reversal. Gene Ontology annotation, cellular component: cytoplasm. Gene Ontology annotation, molecular function: 5'-flap endonuclease activity; single-stranded DNA helicase activity. The record is from RefSeq and is a predicted model, not a curated record. Lineage: Eukaryota; Metazoa; Mollusca; Gastropoda; Lepetellida; Haliotidae.